Micropterus salmoides (largemouth bass) is the source of this 1293-nucleotide messenger RNA. Its product is annotated as sodium/glucose cotransporter 4-like. The record is from RefSeq and is a predicted model, not a curated record. Gene Ontology annotation, cellular component: plasma membrane. NCBI's taxonomy places the organism in Eukaryota, Metazoa, Chordata, Actinopteri, Centrarchiformes, Centrarchidae. The transcript has 7 exons. Gene Ontology annotation, molecular function: D-glucose:sodium symporter activity. The coding region runs from base 337 to 1056 and encodes 239 amino acids. Gene Ontology annotation, biological process: transmembrane transport.
CACAGGGCACCCAUGUAGCUCACCGGGUAGAGAGUGUACUCUUCCCUGAGUCCUUACCACAGCAUUCUGUAGCCUUUCCUGUCUCUAUCUACAGUUGUCACAGUUUUACAGCUGUGCAGUAAAGGCAAAAAAAAUCUAAAAGCUAAGCCGUGAACUUUGACAAAGUGAUUAAUAAUUAAGCUUCAGGUUGACUGCACAGAUUCACAUACCUCUGUUGAGUUUACCAGCAGGAUCACCUAACUCUGUUACACAGCCAGAAGAACUUAUACAUAGGAGAAGCACUGGAUGACAGAGUAUCUGUAAGAAGUCAACACAAUCUGGAAGAUUGGAGUCAAUAUGUCUUCCAGUCUCACUGCAGGCAGCAGCUCCCCUGGGUUCACCACAGCAGCUCCUUCCAGCACAGGUCUAAGUUUGGAUGCUGCUGACAUCGCCGUUGUUGUCAUCUACUUUGUCUUUGUCAUGGUGGUUGGGAUCUGGUCAUCAGUGAGAGCCAAUCGCAGCACUGUGGGGGGGUACUUCUUGGCUGGCCGUUCAAUGACCUGGUGGCCUAUUGGAGCCUCUCUGAUGUCCAGUAAUGUUGGCAGCGGUUUGUUUAUUGGUCUGGCGGGAACAGGAGCAGCUGGAGGAAUCGCUGUUGGGGGAUUUGAAUGGAAUGCAGUGUGGGUCCUGGUGGCUCUGGGUUGGAUCUUUAUCCCUGUCUACAUCUCUGCUGGUGUGGUGACCAUGCCUGAAUACCUGGCCAAACGCUUUGGAGGCCAGAGGAUACGCAUAUACAUGUCUGUUUUGUCACUCAUCCUCUACAUCUUCACCAAAAUAUCUACAGAUAUCUUUUCGGGGGCGUUGUUCAUCCAGGUGUCGUUAGGCUGGGAUCUCUAUGUGUCUACAGGGAUACUGCUGCUUGUCACUGCUGUUUACACUGUGGCAGGCUGCAGCUGGAUUGUGUCUGGACCAUGGGGGCUGUGGCUGAUAGCGGUUAUUCAGUGGGCCUUUCUCAUUGUGCCUCCUCGAUCCUCGACUCCUCGCAUCGCGUUCUACUCCCUCCCACCCGAGAUGUGAGCUGGAGGAGUCAAGGAAACAGGCUUUUAAUGAAAUGAGAUGUCCUUGCCUCGGUUCCGUCAUUUUAAUGUGACGUCAAUCUGACCUGUUGCACGGCUAUAUCAUCGGUCGCUGUGAUCUCGGUCAGAUGAGCAGAUCAGCGUUCAUUCAUCAUCAGUCCCUUUAUGAAAUGACACAGUAAAAUGUAUCUCAUAUAGCCCCAAUAACAACUGUUAUGAAAUGUGCAGACUACAUAAU